AUGGGGGGUAAAAAAAACCAUCAUAAAAAUAAAAACAAUAAAAAUAAAAGCAAUAGUAAUAAUGUUAUAAAUAAUAAAAAUGAAAUAAUUAUAAAGGAAAAUGAAGAGAUAAAGAAAAAAGAUGAUGAAGAGAAAAUCCAACAACAACAAGAUUCAAAAGUUACUGCAAUUAUUACAACAGAGGACGAGGAUUUAGAUGAUGACAGUGAUGAAGAGGAAGCUAAAAUAACAGAAUAUUGGGUUGAAGACUCACCAAUGAAACAAGAACUAUAUGACAGAGAGAAAUUUGGUACAAAUUUAUUAGCUAGUGGUCUACCAGACGAACCUAAAGUUCAAUUUGACACAAUUCAAAAAAUCUAUCACUUUAAUAAACACCCCACAGAACUAUCCCAAGAUUCCUACUACAACCAUAUGGACCAACGAGGCUAUAUGGACGACGAUGAUGAUGAAAUUUACGAAUAUGAUGAUGAAAAUGACUAUGACCAAGGCGAUGAAGAUGAUGAUGAAGAUGAUGACGACGAUGAAGAUGACGAUGUAAUAAUAAAGAAGGUUAGCGAUGAUGAUCAAGAAGGUGAAUAUUUUCAACAAAACUCGUAUGAAAAUCAACAAAAGACUGAACUUGAUGAAUAUGACGACUACGACAAAGAAAUCUCAACAAGAACUUCAAAGAAAAAGGAAUCAACAAAUUUUAGAUAUUACCCACAUAAUAGCAGCGAAAGUGAUACCAGCGAACAAGAGCCAAAAAAAUCCUCACCAAACAAAGACUACGAGUAUGAUGAUGAUGAAGAAGAGGAUGAAGAAGAAGAAGAUGAAGAAGAGGAUGAAGAGGUAUUUAAUAGCGUUGAAGAACACUCUGAUGUAGAGCAAGAAAGUUUAUUUAUAGAUUUUAGUAAAUCAUCCGAUAAUAAUAAUGGUAAUGAUAAUGAUAAUAACAAUGUAAUAAUAAAUCAAAAAACACCACCACAAUCACCAUUAACCAAUGUAAAUUUAGAAUCACCACAACAAUCAACAUCAUCACCUACCUCAUCACCACUAUUAAGACAAUGGGCUCAAAGACCUCAAAAUAAAUAUGUAUCAAAAUACCAACAACCAUCACCAACAUUAACAAGACGAAGCGAAAUUGGAGAUACAGAUAACGAAAUAACACCUACAACAACAGUAGCAACCACUGCUACCACAACAACAGCAACAAGCGAUAACCUUAAAGAAGAAAAUAAAAAUAUUGAACAAGAAAGUGAAGAAGAUAUUUCCAGCCAUGAUGAUGAUGAUGAUGAGGAAAUCGAAAUUAAUUUUAGUGGUAGCGAUAUUGACAAUGAAGAAAUUCAACACAUCAUACGUAAUAGAGAAUCAUUAGAGCACUCGUUAAUGGAAGCCAGAGGCAAAGUAGAAAUGGAAAGAGUUAAAUUAAGAGAAUAUUUUAAUCAGGCCAAGGUAGAUUUAAAGAAAACAAUUGAAGACGUAUCGCAAUAUUUUAUAGAAAUUGCUGCCCCAAGCGAUGACAUAUCACAACCACAACAACAAAUUGUUAUUAAAAGUGAAUUGGAGGAGGUAUCAUCAACUUUAAUUCAACUGGAGAACAAAAUCAUUGAAAUUGAAGACUCACUAAAGAAAUCUAACAAUAAGAAUGAAGCAUCAAGCAAUAGCAGUAACAACAAUAACAAAUUAGGUAUAAUAAAGAGUGGCAAAUCUAAAAUUAAGAUCAACUCAUUAUUAACUGAAUUUGUUCACUUGAAACAACAGAUUGAAAAAGAAAAAACAGAAAAAAUGAAUAGAGACUCUGAAUUAAAAGAUAUUACUGAACACUUAUUAGAGAUGGCAUCACAACUAUCAAAAGCAGUUAUUUCUAAAAUUAAUUCAGAUAGCAAUAGUAGUUUUAGUAACAGUCCAGUUUUAAAUAAUAAUCAUAAUAAUAAUAUAAAUGGUACACCAUUAAUAUCAUCCUCAUUUUUGCAGCAACAGCAACAACAGCAAAAUCAACAAUAUCCUUUAAAUAUAAGCAACUCACCCUCUUCCUCACCCUCUUCUUCAGUAUUUAUACCCUCAAAUACUAGUAAUAAUAAUCAAAAUAAUAAUAACUAUAAUAAUCAAGAACCACCAUAUGCACCUAGAACCAAUCAAUUAGAAAUGGAAAAAGAGAUCGAAUUUUAUAGAAAUCAAAUUGAACAAUUAGAAAAGAGAUUAAUGAGAUGGAAGCAUCAUAAUGAAAUGUUACAUCUAGAGUUAUUAAAUGAUAAACAAAAUAAUUCAGAAGAACUUUUAAAUUUAUCACAUAAAAUCAAAAAAGUAGAAGAAGAAAGAGACAAGCUAUCAUUAAAGAUUGAUGAAUUAAUGGCAGAUGUAGGAGAAAAAGAAGGUAUUGAAAGUGUAUUAUCAAGUAAAAUCGAAGUGUUGAGAAAUGAUAACCAUUCAUUAUUCGAAACUAUUGAAGAAAUGCAAAAAGAACGUGAAUUUAUCUCUGAUAAAUUUAAUCAAGUCAUUUUAGAGAUUAGAGAAAUGGGCCAGAACAAUGUCGAAAAGUUAAAAGAUAUUAUUGAUGAAUUAACAAACGAACGUGAAGAGUUACAAAUCAGUAUCAGAGAUGCUGAAACCGAGAGAUUUAGUUUAAUUGAACAACUAUGCCAAGUUACUGAACAACUAAACCAAGCUGAAAACUAUAGAAAAACAAUGUCUGAUGAACAUGCAAAUCUAUUAUUGUCCUGUGAAAGUACCUUUAAAGCAUUGGAGAAUAGUGAACUAAAAUGCACACAAUUCCAAAUUCAAUUACAGGUCGUAAAUAGAAGACUAGGUUGGACCGAAGGCGAAGUAGAUAGAUUAACUAAGGAAAUUGAUAGAUUAGGCAGAGUUAACUUUGAUUUACAAAAUAAAAAACCAACUUUAUCAAACAGCAAAAGCGAAGAGCAGUUUGAACAAUUACCACAAGAUAAUAUUAUCCAAGAUGAUGAAACUAUAGACUCCUCAACAUUCAACAAUAUUAAAGAUAGAGCAGCAACCAUUAAAAGCAUCCUUUAUAAUGAACGUAAUGAAAUCAUUCAACUAGGAAGUGAUUUAUCAUUGGUAAUUGAAAAGGGCAAAAUCAAUAGCAAAAAGACCAUUCAAUGUUUGAAGGAUUUUAUCUUAAAAGAAAUGGAGUUUACAAAGUCUGAUAUUACAAACAAACUUUCAGAUAUCGAGGACCAAAAGCAAGCCAUUCAAACCCAAAACUUUAACAAUGAACAGUUACUUUUGGAGGAAAUGAAUCAACAAAAAUUAAAACUAUGUGAAAUGCAACAAAAGAUAUUGAAAAUUGAAAAUCAAAUAGUUUCUUCAAAUACUACCACUGAUUCUCCAGUUGUUCAACAACCACAACUAUUAAUUGACGAUAGAGAUCAAUUCACCCAACUACGUAAAUUAGAAAAUAAAAUUAGAAAAAUCGAAGCAGGUAUUUCUGAAAUUGUACAAACACCACCUCUUACACCCUCACUAGCCUCAACCACAAUAGUUACAAGCACCACAACAACUCAUCAUACCUAUCUCUCGAAUGGUGUUGAAAGCCCACCACCUUUACAGCAAUCCAUAUCAAUACAAUCACCACCAAUAACCAGUAAAACCAUUACAACACACACAUACAUCGAUAAUGAUAAACCAACAUCCUCUUCAUCGUCACUAAAUAAUUCUAUCGAUGGUGCAAAUCAAAAAUAUCCAGUACCUUCAAAUAAUAAUAUUGAUAAUCAUAGCAUUACUAUACCAAUUCAAGAAGAUAACACCAAAGUUCACAAAUUUGAUAAAGGUUCAACUACAACACCAACAUUAUCAAGAGCAUCAACAUCAACAUCAACACCAACAUCAGAUACCACAGUUUAUUAUGAUAGUAUUUAUAAAUCUAAGCAAACUGCUGAAUCAAACCCAAAGACAUUAUCAACACUCCUCAAAUCUGUUACUAUUAACUCCAUUUUACUAGGAACAUCAUCAACUCUUUCAAUUAUGUACUAUAGAUUAUUAAACAACACCGCCAUCAGUACCAAUCAUUUUACUCAAGGCUCGGUCAUUGACAUUACAAAUAAGGAACAAUUUAUAUCACUAUUAAAAUUUGGAUGUAAAUUUGGAUUAUUUGUAGCAGGCGGAUUUAGUUUAUUAAAAUUAUUAAAUAUUUCAAACUAUCCAAAAUCAAAUAGAAAUACACCAACCGACCAAGAUAAUUUAGAAACAACCCCCACCGAUACACCAACACCAUCAACAAAGAAUCAAUAUAUAAUCAGCGGAGUUAUAGGUGCAACUUUACUUGGUGGUAUUUUAUAUAUAAAAGAGAAAAAACCAAUUUAUUUAUUAACAGGAAGUUUAAUAGGUUUAACAAAUAGUUUAAUUUUAAAUAAAAUUAAAUUAGACUAA
Messenger RNA from Dictyostelium purpureum, 4365 nucleotides. RefSeq lists its product as uncharacterized. The coding region runs from base 1 to 4365 and encodes 1454 amino acids. The transcript is spliced from 2 exons. The record is from RefSeq and is a predicted model, not a curated record. Gene Ontology annotation, cellular component: trans-Golgi network; trans-Golgi network transport vesicle; endosome. Lineage: Eukaryota; Evosea; Eumycetozoa; Dictyosteliales; Dictyosteliaceae.